Molecule: messenger RNA, 552 nt
Organism: Eleginops maclovinus (Patagonian blennie)
Lineage: Eukaryota; Metazoa; Chordata; Actinopteri; Perciformes; Eleginopidae
Product: gamma-crystallin M3-like
Exons: 3
Coding region: 1-552 (183 amino acids)
Biological process (GO): visual perception; lens development in camera-type eye
Molecular function (GO): structural constituent of eye lens
Source: RefSeq, a predicted model, not a curated record
AUGACUUCCACUGGAAUGAACAUGAGCAAGAUCAUCUUCUACGAGGAGAAGAACUUCCAGGGUCGCUCCUAUGAGUGCAUGAGCGACUGCUUCGACAUGUCCUCCUACCUGAACAGGUGCCACUCCUGCAGGGUGGAGAGAGGCUGCUUCAUGGUGUACGACCGCACCAACUACAUGGGAAACCAGUACUUCAUGAGGAGGGGCGAGUACGCCGACUACAUGAGCAUGAUGGGCAUGAGCGACUGCAUCAAGUCCUGCCGCAUGAUCACCAUGCACAGGGGAUCCUACAGGAUGAAGAUCUACGAGAGGGAGAGCUUCGGAGGUCAGAUGUAUGAGCUGAUGGACGACUGUGAUAACAUCAUGGAGCGUUACCGCAUGUCCAACUGCAUGUCCUGCAACGUGAUGGAGGGCCACUGGCUGAUGUACGAGCAGGCCCAGUACAGAGGCAGGAUGAUGUAUGUGAGGCCCGGCGAGUACAGGAACUUCAUGAACAUGGGCCAUAGCAACAUGAGGUUCAUGAGCAUGAAGCGCAUCACCGACUCCUGCUUUUAG